Erpetoichthys calabaricus (reedfish) is the source of this 3457-nucleotide messenger RNA. RefSeq names its product mucin-6. The coding region runs from base 104 to 3385 and encodes 1093 amino acids. The transcript is spliced from 9 exons. The record is from RefSeq and is a predicted model, not a curated record. Lineage: Eukaryota; Metazoa; Chordata; Cladistia; Polypteriformes; Polypteridae.
CACACAGGCACACUCAGGAUUUCCUGCCCCCGGAUGGGGCGGAAUCUCCUCAUGAAGUAGUGGAGUGCGCCUGCUUGUGCAGUGUGGCCGGGACGGCCGAAGAAUGUGGAUUGUGCCAGGCCUGCUGCUCCUGUGCUCAGGUAGCUGGUGGUUAUGGAUAGAGGGGCUAACCACCCAGGUGCCACAAACAGACACAACCACCCUAGCACAGAGGUCGGAGAGGCCUUGGGAGCAAACUAAGCAGACUGUCCUUCCAAGUGACUUGACUGAUGUGCACUUGUAUGAUCAGACAGCACCAACUGAUGUAAUGAGCAAAACGGACACUUUUACUGACGGGUCAGCAACACAUGCCAAUAAGGUCAAUUCUGAUGGCAAUAUGUACACUCAGUGGUCAACAUCUCUCAGGUCUCUACCACACCGCCAAGAUCCCUUGGAUAUAAUGCGGCACUCAGCAGGGCCUGUGAACAGUUUCAGUGCCCCAGAAGAACAAUCCAGCAUGAAUCAUCCUUUGCUACCCAAAUGGGCUUCUGGGCAGACUAAACUGUCAUCAACAGGUGAACCACCUAAGGGAACCGAAGCUCUGUCAUUAUGGCUUCUGGCUGUGACCACAGAGCAGCCACUCUUAAACAUAUCUUUGCAAGGUGGGCCUCCAAAAUGGCAAAUGGCAUGGCCAGGUGGGACACAGCACUCAGAAAUGGCUAAGACCACUAUUCCAUCACCCGAAGGGACCAGAAAUGCCUUAACACCCAUAGAGGUUUUGCUAAAGGGGCUUACAGGGUCUACAGAGUUUACCAGGUUACAUGAAGUGACCACAGAGGCUCCAAGACUCAGUGAGACUGUGUCAGAGUCCAUGACUGGACCAAGAGGGGGCACUGGAAUAUCUACAGUGUCACCAAAACAUUCAGAGACUCAAUCGAAGGACAUAACUGGACCAACACAAUCUGACAGACUAUACUUCCUGACUGGAAAUGACCAAUCAGAGGCCAUCACUGGACAGUCGACUUUUCCCGGAUUUCAUGAACUAACUACAGAAACUCUGCUACCGAAGGCUGAGCAAUCCAAGCACACCACUCAGCUUCCAGAGACUGUUAGACCACAUGUACUAACACAUGUACUAACCACAGAGACCCCAGUGGCUGUGGAGAUGCUGACCGAAGGGAUUACUAGACUAGCAGAGUGGCUUGGGCCACAGAUACUGACCACAGAAACCCCACAAGCAAGAAAUGAGCUGCCAGAGAAAAUCAGUAAAUCACAUAUAAUGACUACAGAGACCCCAAAGUCCAAGAAAUGGUUCUCAGAGGGCAUCAUAGAGCCAAGAAUGUUAGUCAAAUCAGCCACACUGACCACAGUAGCCUCACAACACAGGGAUGUGCUGUCAGAAGACACCACUGAGCCAGAAGAGACAAUCGGACCACAUCUGUUGACCACAGACACCUUACAGCGUGGAAAUAAAUUGGCAAUUGGCAAUCUUGGACCAUCAGAGACUCUCAGGCCAUAUAUGCUGACCACUGAAAGCCCACAGCUGUCAGAAGACAUUAAAAAGCCAAUAGGGUCUGCUGGACCGCCUGUAUUGACCACAGAAAUAUUAAGGCCUAAGAAGACCCCACCAAGAGCCACCAAUGGACCAGCAGAAUCUCACAGGCCAUAUGUGCUAACCACAGACACUCCACAGUUGAAGAAGCUGUCCAAGGUCAUCAGUGGACAAACUGAGUCUGCCCAGCUGUAUAUAUUGAGCACAUACACCCCAAAGACAUCCCAAAUGCCAUCAGAGAGUGACAGUGGGUCAGUAUCAUUGGUAAAAGUCACAACAGGUACCCCACCAUCUGGGGACAUUCUGUCAGAAGGCAACUGGACAUUAACGGAGCCUGCCAGGCCACCGCAAAUGUUGAACACAGAGAUGCUUCAUCCCAAAGAUGCCUUGUCUGAGAGCACCAGAGGCCCAAAGCCACCUGUCCGAAUGACCACAGAGAGUCCAGUUUCUCCCACUUUUUUCCUGACCACUCAUAAUCCAUCUCCAUCCACAGCCCUGGACAUACAAAAACUGGUGAUGUCUCAGUCUUCAACUGGCGAGCUGGAUUUGUUUGUGUCCCAACAGGAUGCCAGUUUAUGGAACAAUGGCCAAGAUGUCCAUGGAGGGGUCUUGACCUCACCCUCAACAACUACCCUUGGCUUAAAGGAUGGCAUACAAACGAGUGGUGCAAGGGUUUCUGGAAGUAGGAAGAAGCACCAGUCUGAGACCCAGUCUCCCUCCACCUCGAUAACCUGGCCAGCACGAGGCCUCAGGGGCUCUACCACUGAAGACACAAGAAUGUGGCCACUAAAUGACCCUACUCCUGCAGGGCACAACAUACCAGCAGGAGAGCUAAGCACAUCCAAACCAGAUGCCCAAGUCCUUAUCGUGGAAGAUGAGAUGCCCAGCAUUCAAGGUGACACAAUCACUGUACCUUCUUGGCUUAUAUUAGACACUCAGGGCCUCCAUCCAGACCUUCACCAUCCCGACUCGAUGACCUUUGCAGACUUUUUGGCAGACUUUCACAUAAAGGUGGAUCCUUAUUACAAGAGGAUUCCUGGAUUCCAGAAGCUUGUGAUUUCAGGACUCAGCAUCAACGACUCGGCGGUACUCCUCCGCUGUUCACUGGCCUGUCAGACUCAGCAGCUCCUGCCAUGGCUGGGCUCUCUGGACACAUUGCUGGACGCUACAGGCCUGCAGGCUGCCAUCGGCCGGGGACUGAGUGUUCAUGGGCUCAGGGUUGUACGCGCCGCCAUUUCCCACAGCCUACUGGACCUCUGUGCCACAGUAUUCCAGUGCCAGCCUGGGUUUUAUUGUAUUCAGGACAAACAGGGCACCACACGCUGCACCUCCCUGUGCUACAGGAGCUACUGCAAAAAUGGAGGCAUCUGCAUUCACCGGCCGGGCCAGCAGCCAGCAUGCCAGUGCCCAGUUGGAGACGAUUACUGGUUCACAGGUGCACACUGUGACCACAGAAUGACACAGCAGGACUUGACAGCCAUGUCUGUAGUGGGGCUCCUUGGACUUGCAGCCAUCAUGGCCACCAUCACCUGUCUCAUCAUAAGAAAAGUCAGAGAGUUGCUGCAGAGAAGCAAGGUGGACCAGACAAGGAGCAGUUACCUCCGUUUCAGCCAAUUUGAUGAUCUCUCAGACCACUUCUGUGCACAAUCAUGGCUGUCAGACUACAUUGGCACUCUGGAAAAUCCAGUUUUCAGCAGCAUGGAGGACAAGGUGCAGCUACCGGCAGAGGACAGCAGUCCGAAAAGCACCAGCGAAGGCCAAGGGAGAAAGGCAGGCUUAAGCCAGGCACAUGGAAACUGCAAUGGCUGUGAAGAUAUUGAACUGGUGAACAUCGUGAAGAGUUUAACAGUCUGAAACCACCAACACCCCAGCACACCCAGUGACAGCCAACAGAAAAGAAGAGGCAGGCGAGCAGCCACAUGAGGG